UCUCCUGUUUCCUCCAUUUUUAAAUAGAUGAUUGAUAUUAUCCAACGGUUAGCAAAAAAAAGCCAAAAAAUUUCUCUUAUUUUGUCAUCUCUCUACCUCUCUCCUCUUCACAGUCUCUUGAGCCAAAUUGAAGAAAUUUUUAGCAAAACAAACAGAUUUUAAGAACUCCAAAACAAAUAGAUUUAAGACUUCUUGGCCAAACAACUUCACCUCUUGAACCACAAAACAAACCCUUUUGCUUCAAAUCCAGCUAAUGUGCUAUAUCGCCUCUUCAAUCCCUUCCUUCACCGAUCUGAAAUCUCCAUGAAUCACAGGUCGGUGGUUCACGGCAGCGCACCGGCGGUCGUAAUUUGUGCUAUCUGGUUGUCGUGGCAAGUAGUUUGGGAUUAGACCCUGUAAUGUUGUCAUUUGCGGUGAGAGCUCUAAAAAUUGCUCUUUUUGAAUUGAGAGGAGUAUUUUCUGCAUGAAGCAGAAUUUGUUUUUUGCUAGCAGAACUCAGAACUUUCUGUUCUUGUAAUGAAAACAGGAUUAAAUCGACGUAAUUAUGUUGGAAUGGAAAUGCUAAGCCAAUUUGACCAAACAGACUCGAUUUGCUGAAAUGCACAAUUCUGGUUUGGAAGUUUGAAGAAGUUGAAGCAGAACAGUCAUUUCAUUAAUUUACCAUGCGUUGCAUAUAUGUCCAUAAUAUGUUCAUAUUGCUCUACCUUCUUAGUAUUAUUGUUAAUGGCCCAACUUCCGGUUACAGUCAUAUGGUUGACAGCAAGGUUUUAAAUGUUGGGGAGGAGCUGUGGAAAGAAACUCUACCACUACAAACGGGUUUGCGCCUUUACCAACUUCAAGGACUCAAACCUUAUACGUGGUAUGAAGUGAAGAUAUCAUAUCCAGCUUCUAUACCAGCUACUUUUUCCAUACAACUGAAGAGAGACGAUUCAGACUUGACUCUGAAUCACAACAGAAGAUUACUCAAUACUGAAAAGCUUAUUUUCAAGACUGAAAGUCUUGACUCACUUAGCAAUCAGGGUCGUAUCUCUGUGUUGGUGACUGUGGAACCUGAGGGGAUUGUUGCCAUACCACAUGUUCAGGAGAGGCAGUCCAUCAUUUUUAAUAUAGUUUGUGAUGAACUAUUCUUGGGUAUCCCGCACAAAGCUUGGUGGGUUGUGGUCUUGGUGUUGCUUUGCCUUGGAUUGGCAUUCAUUAUUCCAUCUUUUCUUCCCUCAUAUCUGCUACAGAAGAGCCAAAGUCCACGUUCAGUUAAUCAUAAUGUUUCCAAGGUUUCUUGAAAAUUCACUCAAGAAAAAUGUUAGGCUAGGAUUCUUGUCCUUGUUGUUUAGGCAAAAUUUUCUAUUAGCCUUGAUAGUGUGUAAUUGGAUACUAGUCUAGUACCCAAUGAGUUUUGUGAAAGCUACUUCAGGGAAUGAUGUCAAUUGUCAUAUUCAUCAGCCAAAUGUAGUUGGAUUGUCUGAGUCAUGCCUUGGCGCAUCCUUUUUACUUUUCCUGAGAGAAUGCUAGAGUAUAAAAUAUAUGGUGCUUAACAAUAUUAUGCAGUAAA
This is a messenger RNA of Quercus robur (English oak), 1549 nucleotides long. RefSeq lists its product as uncharacterized. The transcript has 7 exons. NCBI's taxonomy places the organism in Eukaryota, Viridiplantae, Streptophyta, Magnoliopsida, Fagales, Fagaceae. The coding region runs from base 663 to 1280 and encodes 205 amino acids. The record is from RefSeq and is a predicted model, not a curated record.